Messenger RNA from Hyalella azteca, 698 nucleotides. Its product is annotated as cuticle protein 79. Lineage: Eukaryota; Metazoa; Arthropoda; Malacostraca; Amphipoda; Hyalellidae. The coding region runs from base 43 to 492 and encodes 149 amino acids. The record is from RefSeq and is a predicted model, not a curated record. The transcript is spliced from 2 exons.
AAGAGCAUUCUGUCGCUUACGCUCCUAUACAAAACAACCAAAAUGAACGCGAUCUCCAGCAUCAUAUUCGCCGUCGUCAUCGCCACGGUCGCCGCUGACGGGCAUGGUCAUGGUGGUGUCGGCCUCGGUGGCGGUCUCGGUGGUGUUGGCCUAGGUGGCGGUCUCGGUGGUGUUGGCCUAGGUGGCGGCUUCGGUGGUGGUUUAGGUGGUGUUGGCCUCGGUGGCGGUCUUGGUGGCGGUUUCGGAGGCGGUGGUAUCGACGCCGUCGUGGGAGGAAAUGUCCAGACCAACGUGCCCAUUGUGAUCCCCUCCCCGGUUGCUAAUUACGUGCCAGAGCCUUUCGUCGUGACCAAGCCCUUCGUCGUGCCCCAUUUCGUGACCAUCCUCAGGAAGGUUAGCGUGCCCGUUGAGGUCGUCAAGAAAGUCCCCAUCGAAGUCGUCAAGAAGGUCCAGGUUCCAGUGAAGGUCCCCAUCUUCGAGCACAAAUGGUGAAAAUAACACAAAAAGCUGCAAUUUGCGCCGAAAAUGUUGGCCAUGUUUGAUCGACUGAAAUUUUCCAAUGCCUCAGAGUGUUUUCGGUACCUCACCGGGUCCACAUCUACCGCUGUAUCUCACAGCUUUCUUAAGGAAAGCUGGGCAAUGCAAGUCAUUAUUUAUAACAUCUUACUUUGAUGAAGAAUAAAGUUAUCUUCAUCGUC